This is a messenger RNA of Plodia interpunctella (Indianmeal moth), 11051 nucleotides long. RefSeq names its product Papilin (gene Ppn). Bases 212 to 9001 code for a protein of 2929 amino acids. Gene Ontology annotation, molecular function: serine-type endopeptidase inhibitor activity; metalloendopeptidase activity. Gene Ontology annotation, biological process: extracellular matrix organization; negative regulation of peptidase activity; proteolysis. The transcript is spliced from 54 exons. The record is from RefSeq and is a predicted model, not a curated record. NCBI's taxonomy places the organism in Eukaryota, Metazoa, Arthropoda, Insecta, Lepidoptera, Pyralidae. Gene Ontology annotation, cellular component: extracellular region; extracellular matrix.
CGUCCGGAGGCUGUGUGACUCCGCAGUCCACUCGCUAGCACCUCGCUAGUGCGUCUGCGCAGAUCGCGGCCCGCACGGAGCGCGGGAAUUUCGAAUUCUGAACUCAGUUUUAAUUUUCUCGACUUUGUGCCUGACUAGCCAGUGAUUGUUCAGUGCUUUUCUUUUUUAAUUUUCACGAAGUGGAGAAUAGAGCUGGCAUGCUGCAAUAAUUAUGGGGCGUUUUAUCUUAAGAUCGCUGCUACUCGCAGCAAUCGUUUUAAGCAAUUGUGUCACGUGGACGGCGUCUCGGCAUCACUACACACAUAAUGUAAAUGGUCACAGAAGUAGACACAGACGACAAGGGGCAGGUCUGUAUCUCUCAGCUUCCUACAUCAUCCCAGGGGGAGAGGGAGGAGGCGGUUGGGGCGAGUGGGGCGAAGUCACUCCAUGCUCCAGGACCUGCGGCGGCGGGGUCGCUAGUCAGAAGAGGAUAUGUCUUCAAAUAGGGCCCGACGGGCGGCCGCAGUGCUCUGGCGGAGACACCAAGUACUUCUCCUGCCAGACCCACGACUGUCCUGAAGGCUCCGUGGACUUCAGGGCCGAGCAGUGCUCGAAUUUCGACAACGUCUCCUCACCAGCCUUCAGGGGCAUCAAGUACAAAUGGAUCCCGUACACGCGCGGUCCGAACCCUUGCGAGUUGAACUGCAUGCCGCAGGGCGAGCGCUUCUACUACCGCCACCGGGAGAAGGUGGUGGACGGCACCCUCUGCAACGAGGAGUCAUUCGACGUCUGCGUGGACGGCAAGUGCCAGCCAGUUGGCUGCGACAGAAUGCUGGGCUCGACGGCGAAAGAAGACAAAUGUCUGAACUGCCGCGGCAACGGGGAGAACUGCCACACGAUCAGGGGACUGCUCGACUCACAGGACCUCAGGCAGGGAUAUAAUGACAUGAUGAUCAUUCCGAAGGGUGCAACGAGUAUCUACAUCACUGAAACCGGCGACUCUAGUAAUUAUCUUGCUCUGAGAUCAAAGCUGUCAUCCAAGAACGGCACCUUUUACCUGAAUGGGGACUAUCACAUCGACUUCCCUCGGAGCAUGCCCAUCGCUGGUGCCACCUGGUACUAUGAGAGGAAUCAACAGGGCUUGCCUGCUCCAGACAGACUUAGAAGCCAAGGACCUAUUGAUGAACCCCUUAUCUUAGUGUUGUUGCUCCAAGAUCAAAACGUGGGAAUCGAAUACGAAUACAGCAUCCCAACAGCACUGGCACCGAAACCUGACCAGCAGUACAACUGGGUGCACGAAGACUUCACUCCGUGUAGCGCCUCCUGUGGGGGAGGUUUCCAAACGAGAAACGUAACAUGCCGCUCCCGUGAAGAAUUAGAAAUUGUCGAUGACGCCCUAUGCGAGGAAUCCAUCAGACCUCCUUCCAACCAGACCUGCAACACUGACGCGUGCCCCGCGCAGUGGGUUGAAGGUCCGUGGAGUCCGUGCUCCAAGCCAUGUGGCCAAGGCGGCUCCAGGUCUAGGCAGGUCCACUGCCAGAAGAUCAUCACUAAUGGAGUAACUUUCAGGUUUCCGUCAAUAGUUGGCGACAAAGAGUGCUUCGACCUACUGGGCCCCAAGCCGGAGUUAUUCCAGGAGUGCAACGGGAAUGCCAGCUGUCCCACCUGGUUCACAGGACCAUGGAAACCAUGUGACAAGCUCUGCGGUCCCGGCAAGCAGACGAGGCUGGUGGUGUGUCACCAGCGCACGGACGGCCGCGUGCAGUUGCUGGGGGAAGCGGACUGCGUGGACGAGAAGCCCCCGGUGGAGCAGGGUUGUAUGGAGCACCCGUGUGAUGGAGUCGACUGGGUGCUCACAGAGUGGUCUGGGUGUGACAGCUGCCUAUCCAAAGUGAGGACGCGUUCAGCAGAAUGUUCGACGAAGAGCCGAGAAGUGGUAAAUGCAUCGUUCUGCGCGAACCAUGAAGCCCCCGUACUACAGGAGGACUGUAACGAAGAGGAACUACCAGAGUGCGAGGUCCAGUGGUAUGCCACGCAGUGGAGCAAUUGCUCAACGGAUUGCGGUAAAGGCGUGCAGACUCGCAAAGUGUUCUGUGGCCUAUUCGAGAAAGAUUCGGUGCUGAAGGUCAACGACAGCCAGUGCGCCCACCUGCCCAAGUACAACGACACCAAGCCCUGUGAGAUCCCCAUGGAGAAGUGCCCCGCGCAGUGGUUCACAGGCCCUUGGGCUGCGUGUGACAAGGAGUGUGGGGGCGGCGAAACGACGCGCAAAGUGAUGUGUUUGAAGGACAACAAGGAGUCUAGUACUUGCGACUACGACACCAUCCCCGACUCCACCAUGGCGUGCAACACCGGAGCUUGCAAUGCAGAUGAAGUAACACCUGUCGACUCCAAGUCUACGCCAAUUAUGGACGACUAUGAAGAUGAAGAUGAGGAUUGUGUGGAAGAAGGAGACGAGGCUGAAAGCGAGGAAGACUUCAGUGAGGAAGGAGCCGAGGAAGAAGAUUCGUUGUCAACGAUCGAUGAUAUGAUGUUUAGCGACUCUCCGUUUACUUCCGAAGGAUCUGGUUUUGCUUCAUUCAUGGAAACGGAAUCUGGAUCUGGAGAUGUAACUGGAUCUGGAGAGAUUGACAUAACAGACACAUCCGAUUUAACUACUGAGAGUAUUGAAUCAGAAGCCACGGAGAGCACAUUAUCUGGAGCUACUGACGAAACCUCUGAAUCAGGGCCUACUAGUGAAUCUGGUCCAACUGUUGAAACAGAUGCCACGAGUGAAACAGGUGCAAGUGAAUCCGGUCCUACAGAAGUCACUGGUUCAAGUGAAGAGACGAGCGAAACUGGCGCAACAGAAACAGAAGUGACUGGCUCAAGUGUAUCAGAAGAGUCAAGUGAAUCGGGUGCAACAGAAGUCACUGAAUCAAGCGUUUCAGAAGAAAUAAGUGAAUCUGGUGCCACUGAUAGUUCAAGUGAAUCCAGUAUCACGGACGAAAGUUCAUCUACUGACGUGACUGAAUCAUCUAGUGACAUAAGUACAACAGAGGAGACAAGUGAAUCAAGCCCAACCGAUGAAACUAGUGAUUCAAGUCCUACUGAUGAGACAAGUGACUCUAGCUCUACAGAUAAUUCGAGUGAUUCUAGUACAACUGAUGAAUCAACCGAAGCGACUUCAGCAUCCAGCGUCUCCGAAUCAUCAACGUCUGAAUCAGCAUCGUCAGACUUAUCUACUGAAGGAACUACAUCAGGCGACACUGAGUCUACUAAUGAAGAAACUACGGAAUCUAGCUCGACUGACGAAUUCACUGGAUCUACUGAGGAAACGUCUAGUGAUUUAUCGACAGAAUCGGCUGCCACAGAUUUGACGUCUGAAAGUGGAACAGAGGAAUCUACGGUUUCUGGUUCUGAUGUUACUACGGAGUCGGGCAUGACUGAUGAAAGUACUACUUCUGGAUCAUCUGAAGCUUCAAGCGAGAGUGAAGAAACUGGUUCGACAGAGGUGACAGGAUCCGAACCGACUGACCUGACGGGCAGCACCGAGUUCAGCACCACUGAAUCAACUGACUCUAGUGGCUACUCUACCGAAUCUACUGAGAGCGCUGCUACUGAAGAAAGUUCAUCAACUACAGAAUUAAGCACAGAAGAAUCAACAACAGAAUCCGAAGAAUCAUCUCCUUGGGACUGGAGUACAACAUUAGGUAUCACCUCACCACGUGUCUGCAAGAGGAGGCCGAAGAAAUCCAAAUGCAAGCACACCAAGUUCGGCUGUUGUCCCGACAACAAAACAGCGGCCGGAGGUCCCUUCGAAGAAGGUUGCUUACACCCGGAGACAUGCAAGGAAACCAAGUACGGCUGCUGCCCCGACGGGGUGUCCGCUGCGGGAAGCGAGGACGGCAAGGGUUGUCCCUUACCGCCCUGCAAUGAGACCCUGUACGGAUGCUGUCUGUCCGACAACAAGACCGCGGCAGAGGGCAAUGACCAGGAGGGCUGCCCGCCCAUGCCACCCGCUUGCAAGAAGUCCAAAUAUGGCUGCUGCAAAGAUGGAGAAACUGGUGCAACAGGACCCAAGAAGGCUGGCUGCCCUGAAACAGAAGCUAAAAAGAAGGCUGAAGAGGAGAAGAAGAAAGAGAAGGCACGAAAGAAGGAGGCUGAGAAAAAAGCGAAGAUUUGCAAGAAAUCUAAGUUCGGCUGUUGUUUCGACAACGUCACCCUCGCGACUGGCCCCAACAAGGAAGGAUGUCCGUGCAACUCCACAGAAUUUGGAUGCUGCUCUGACAACGUUACUGCAGCUGUUGGCCCAGCUUUGGAAGGUUGUCUACCAGCCUGCAGUUCCACCACAUUUGGCUGCUGUCCUGAUAAUGAGACAGCCGCCCACGGGCCCGACAAUGAAGGAUGCUGUCUGCUGUACCCUCACGGCUGCUGUCCAGACAACCGCAUGCCCGCACGAGGACCUAACAAUGAAGGAUGCAGUUGCCAGAACGGUCGCUUCGGUUGUUGUCCAGAUAACUCGACGAUUGCCAAAGGGCCAUCCAACGAAGGCUGUGGCUGUCAGUACACAGAGCACGGCUGCUGUCCGGAUAACCACACACCAGCUUCAGGACCCUCGUACGAAGGCUGUGGCUGCCACACUUACCAAUUCGGCUGCUGCGACGACGGCGAGCGCACGGCUAGGGGUCCCAACAAGCAGGGCUGCCACUGCAGAGAAUCCGAGUUCGGCUGCUGUGGAGACGAUAAGACUCCGGCCACCGGGCCUGGACAGCAGGGCUGCGACUGCUCGUCCAGCAAGUACGGAUGCUGCCCCGAUGGACAGACUGAGGCCAGUGGCACCAAGUUCCGAGGGUGCACUGAUGUGCCUGAGAACAAGCAAGCUGCAUGCAGCCUGGCGUCAGAUCGGGGAUCCUGCCGCAACUACUCAGUGUACUGGUUCUACGACAUGGAGUACGGCGGCUGCUCCCGCUUCUGGUACGGAGGCUGUGAGGGUAACGGCAACAGAUUCGCCAGCAAGGAGGAGUGCGAAGACGUGUGUGUACAACCCGCACCCAAAGAUGCCUGCAAGCUGCCACAAGUGAAGGGCGCGUGCCUCGGCUACCACCUGCGCUGGUACUAUGACUCGCGGCUGGAGCGAUGCGGACAGUUCAUCUUCGGAGGCUGCCUCGGCAAUGCCAACAACUUCGACAGCGAGGAGCUGUGCAAGAAGCAGUGCGAGCCCGAGAGGAGCGCUGACCAGUGUAACCUGCCGCUGGCUCCCGGAUCGUGCGCGGGCAACUUCCCGCGCUGGGGCUUCAGUCCGGAAUCCAAGCGCUGCGAACAGUUCACGUGGGGCGGCUGCGAGGGGAACUCCAACCGGUUCAGCACCGAGGCCGCUUGCAAGGAGCGCUGCGACCCGCCCGGAAGGCCUAAGACCGCAUGCCAGGAGCCGCAAGAGGCCGGCUCCUGUUCUGAGAAGAUACCAGCUUGGUCCUUCAAUGAGACCGUCAACCGCUGCGUUCCUUUCUACUACUCGGGCUGCGGCGGCAAUGACAAUAGGUUCACCUACGAGGCUCACUGCUCGGAAACCUGUCCUCCAGUAUAUGUUAAAGACGUUUGCGAACUGCCCGCUGAGGUUGGUGACUGUGCUGACUACAGACAGAAUUGGUACUACGAUACUGCUCAAAAGAGAUGUCUCCAAUUCUACUACGGUGGCUGCGGCGGUAACGAGAACAACUUCCCGACGCAGGAGCAGUGUGAGGCUCGGUGUAAUGAGCCGCAGACCACCACCACCACCACCACCACUGUCCAACCCUCGCAGCACCAGGUGUACACCCCCUCUGGACAAGAAUACUGCUUUAUGGAGCUGGACCCAGGUCCAUGUGACAAGUUCGAGACGCGCUGGGGCUACGACUCCACUCGAGGACAGUGCACCACAUUCCAAUAUGGCGGCUGUGGUGGCAACAGGAACAACUUCCCUGACAUUGAAUACUGCCACUACUACUGCAAUAACCCUCAAGAUAUCUGUCAACUGCCGAUGCUGUCCGGGCCGUGCGGGGGCUCCGAGAUGAAGUGGUUCUACGAUCCGAGGUCAGACUCCUGCAGCCAGUUCACGUAUGGCGGCUGUGAGGGCAACGGAAAUAGGUUUGAUUCACUGGAGGACUGCGAGAGGCGCUGUCGCACUGGACCAGCCGCAGCUACCGCCACUACUACCACUACUACUCCAGCUCCACCACAGGCAGAGGAAAUCCCCCCAGAGUGCCAAGUAUCCCCAACGGCUGAGGAAUGCGUGGAGCCGGGCGUGGUGUGGUACUUGGAUCCCGAGCAGCGCGCAUGCGUGGCCUACGAGAACCAGGGCUCCGGCGCCGCCUGCCGCCGCACCGGAGCCUUCCCCUCCGAGGAGGCCUGCAUGAGGGCUUGCGGACCUUUCAGGAAUAUUGAUGUAUGCGCGUACCCGGUGGACGUGGGUCCGUGCCGCGAGUCGAUCCGCAAGUUCUACUUCGAGCCGGCGGCGGGCGCGUGUCUGGAGUUCACCUUCGGCGGCUGCCACGGCGGCCCCAACCGCUUCUCCUCCCUCGACGAGUGCGAACAAACCUGCGUGCCACAACCAGAAGACCCGUGCUCGCAGCCACAGGAGCCAGGCAACUGCGUGUACAGCUAUCCCAUGUGGUACUACGACCGGUCGCGCGACGCCUGCGAACAGUUCGUCUACAGCGGCUGCAACGGCAACGAGAACAAAUUCAACACCCGCGAGGACUGUGAAGGUCGCUGCCAACGACAGCGGGCGACCUCGCCUGCCGCUCCCGUCGCCACACCGCCGCCACAGCCUGCGGAUGAGAAUUGCCGCGUGCCACCGUCUCUGGAGCCCUGCGGCGCCAAUAUCACAGUGUUCUACUAUGACGAGUCCAGCAGAAGCUGCGUGGCCAGCGAGGUCGGUGGUUGCCGUUACCAGGGCACCUACCAAUCUGAGGAGGAGUGCGAAAGGAAUUGCGGGGUGUUCAAGGGGCUCGGCAGUGACGUGUGCCGCUACCCGCUGGACGUGGGUCCGUGCAAGGCGGCGUUCCCCAAGGUCUACUUCGACCUAACCUCGGGCCGCUGCGAGCAGUUCGCGUACGGCGGCUGCGGCGGAGGACCCAACCGGUUCUCCUCCGUGGACGAGUGCCAGAGGGUCUGCGGGCCAGUCGGACCGGACCCCGCGUGUCUGGAGGAGGUGGACUCGGGCGCCGCGGACUGUAGGGAGCUGUCCUCCCGGCGCUGGUACUACAGCCCGCAGGACGCAGAGUGCCUGCCCUUCAUCUACACCGGCUGCGCGGGCUCCAGCAACAACUUCUACUCUAUGGAGCACUGCACUCAGCUCUGCAAGAGAGAGUAUAUCUUCGAUUCAAGCGAGAACGAAGUGACACCAGACUGCUCCGCGUUCACGGAAGAGUGCGGACGGCUGCAGUGCGAGUUUGGAGUCCAGAAGUCUCACACGGCGGACGGCUGCGAGCGGUGCUCGUGUGUCCAGGUGGAGGUCAACUGCGCGCAGCUCGAACAGGACUGUGAGAAACUCAAGUGCAUGUACCGGGUCGAGAAGACUGUGGGCGACGACGGGUGCACCAGAUGUAAAUGCAUCAGCCACCCGUGCCAAGACAAGGAGUGCCCCGUGGGCGAGCGCUGCGUGGCGGCGGCCUACCGCGACCCCAUCUCGCAGGAGCUGCGCUACUCCGCUGACUGCAAGAUUGUGGACAAGCCGGGUCUGUGCCCGGCGGAGGCCAUCCUGUGGACCACGGAGAGCCAGUGCCGGCGCGAGUGUAACGACGACGCGGACUGCCGCGGCGCCGGCAAGUGCUGCGUCAGUGGCUGCAGCCACCUCUGUCUGCAGCCCGACUCCAGCACCAGCCCCUUGCCGCGCACCACCACUUACACACCAGAGCUGCCUCAGGCGCCGCAGGCCAACCUGGCGACAGAGCCGUCGGUGACGGCGGAGGAGGGCGGCGUGGCCACACUGCGCUGUCUGUUCCACGGCAACCCGCCGCCCACCAUCACCUGGCGCCGCGGAGAGAUCACGAUCGACGGCACCGUGGGCCGGUACCGGCUGCUCUCGGACGGCGCGCUGGAGAUCGUGUCCCUCUACCGCAACGACUCGGGCGUGUACAUCUGUGUCGCGCAAAACAUCCACGGACAACAGCACCAGGAGAUCCGCCUGCAGAUCAACGAUCCCGUGGAAUUGCCGGCGGGCAUAUCUGGAGAGGCCGAUGCGGAGGUGACUGGAUCAUUGGGCCGCAGCGUGAGUCUACGCUGUAUGGCAUACGGCUACCCGCCGCCUACAGUCGUGUGGCACCGCGGGAUUUCUGGACCCAUGGUGCCCUUCAGCAGCGCGUUGUACGAAGCGAGAGGCAACGUCUUGCUCAUAAGGAAGCUCAACGAAGAAACUUUAGGAGAAUACACUUGUGAAGCGUAUAAUGGAAUCGGAAAGCCUACUUCGUGGUCGGUGGUUGUAAAGGCAUACAGGCCGGAGUCGCGCUGGUACCCCUCGGCGCAGGAGGUGCUGGUGACGCAGCGGACCCCGGACACCACCACCACUACGCCAUACGUGCCGGAGAUCACGGUACCCGUGUACACCGUGCCAGUGAAGACUCAUAUCCUAGCGGAGACCACUCGGAUAGCGCCGGGCGCGGAACUGAACCUGCCGUGCGAGGUGGACGGCUACCCGCUGCCCAACGUCUACUGGACCAAAGACGGCGCCCCGCUCGCGGCCAACCAGCGCACGCAGAUCACAGAGUCCCGCCUGACGAUAUCCGACCUGACGUCGAGCGACAGCGGAGUGUACGGCUGUCACGCCAGCAACGCGUACAGCUCGCAUCAGGACACCGUCAGCAUCAGCGUACAAGGAAUCUACAUCCCGGCUAAGUGCACGGACAAUCCGUUCUUCGCGAACUGCCACCUCAUCGUGCAAAGCAAGUUCUGCCAGCACAAAUACUAUUCACAGUUCUGCUGCAAGUCUUGCAUGCAGGCCGGCCAACUGGACCCUCAGGACUUCGAGCUGCAAGCGGACCAGUCCUGGGCUGAUAAGAAAUAAACCACCCUUCCAGGGGACUUACUAUAGCUUUAAGUGUUAGUAUUUUUGUUUAAAUUCUCUAUUUUUCCACAAAGUAAGAGUAUUUUAGUAUUUAUAACAAGUAUAAACCUUUUCGGUCAAAUCCUCGAUGGACUUUAACCAGUUCGUUGUAUCAAGUGCCAUAGAGUGAACGUUCAUCACAAGUUUCUAUUCCUCUUCAAGAAUUCCAUUUAAUUUUGUGAAUGAUUGUGUGAUUGUAGUGAGUGAACUUAGCCAGGCCGCACACCAGGCAUAUAAUUGUUUCUCGAUAAUUGAAGCGCCACAUUUGAAACGCACAUUUAAUGCCCCCGUGGUGAACACGCACACCGAGGAAACAUUUCUAGCGGGCGCACUUUGUGGCGAGAUAUUUUCCGUGCUACUAGAAUUCAAGAUCGAACACGAUUGUUUUUCGUGUCGCGUUGGUUUGCAAAAAUGAAAGACAACAUUGAAUUUUACGUUGAGUUUCUUACAGAGGUUGCAAAAACCCUAUACUUAAAUCAUACAUUCAAUGAUUAUAGUAACAGACGGAUCACAGAAGUUAUUUGGACUAAGAUUGGAGAAAAAUUCAAUUGAAAUUCCCGUAAAUUCUGCAAUCUUGAUUAAACGGAUGAACCCAAUAACGUCUUUUUUUCUCAUUAAUCGCCACAUCAAGAAAUCGUCGUCAUCAGACGAUGAUGUCGACAUUCUCAAAUCGGUGACACGCUACAACCGUGCUUCCGAUGUGCGCAUAUACAUUUGUAGUAAGCUGAUGCAUCGCAAUGAUUGUGGCGACGUAAAUGUUCGAUGCAUGCAGCAUGUGACGCUGGUGUGCGGCCUGCUUUUACUAUUAUAUAAAAUUAAGUUUGCGCGACGUUUUCAUUGUACACUCUGUGUUAAGAUACCAAUAGACGCUAUUUACUGUAGAUAGAAUACUUAAAUAGGUACUUUAUGUAAAUACAUUAAAGUCACAAAUAGCACCAUCUGUGAUGGGCGGAAGACGCAAUGCGAGAGCAAUCGAAUAAAUAAAUUAUUUAUACCACGAAAUCUGAAUGUUAGUAUUGGUAGAGAUAAGCUAGAAACAGUGUUAUAUAUAGUCAUAAUAAUAUGUUAAGGAUUUUUAUAUUGUGACCAUGUAAAUAGACCAGCAAUAAAAAGCCUUACUAGUGAACGUUCUUUUAUUUAUACAUUGUUAAACCACGACUUACAUAACACACUUUUAUUUCAUUUGAUACAAAUUAUAAUACACAUGUAUCUAAUAAGUAUCCUAUAAAUUCAGUUCGAGAUGUUUUAAUCAAAUCAUAGGCUGCCUCUGAUGAUGGUACUCUUAAUUUCUUCUUGAACGUUAUGUAUGUAUGAUGUUCUUAUUCAUCGUUCCAUGUUCAAUUUGGCAAGCAAAAAAUUUGGAAUAUUCUCGAAAACAAACAAAUCUCCAUCACAUAACCAGCCCAUGGAUCUUUUAGGUAAUUUUCGGAACUACCUACAAUUUGCCUACGGCCUCGAUCUCCCCUUUAUGUACUAAGCUCGAUUUAUUUUAGCCCCUAGCAACCAAAUGUCUCCAAUGAUGAAAUAUUUGGACCAAGAAUGUUUAGAAGAAAAAUACAUACAUUCAGCAGUUCCACAUACACUAGAAUUAAAUUUCAGAUGAGCAAUAAUUACAAAGGUUAAUUUUCUGUCACGCUGAGCUCCCAUCUUUAUAUAUUCUUUAGUCAUGAUCUAAAUAGAUUUUUCAAAAGUUUCAGUCGAAAUAGUUUCGCUUUCGAAGCUCUCGUUAGAUCAUUUGACCAUCGAUUUAAUUUUAAAAAAUGAUUUAGAAAUUAUGGUAAAGGUCAUAUCGAGCAGAUGCAAGGCCAGCAUGCUUAGAAAACCAAAUUUGCCAAAUAGUACUAUUUACUGUUGGCUUCUUUGGAAGCCACCUAAGUGAAGAAAUUAAUAUUAAUCAUUAAGGCCGGUGCACAUUUAUAACAUAACAGCGCGCUUUUUUUAAUUUUUAUUUGUAACGCAGCUAGCUAUAAUUACAUGCAAAAAAAAGAAAACACAUGCGCAGGCGUUCCAA